UUCUUUUAUUAACUUACUUUGUCCUCCCUAAUUAUAUUUUCAUAUCAAUCAAUUACAUUUGAUAAAGUGUAUUGUUUUGUGUAUGCAGAUCUUAGAGAUUAAUUUAUAAUCAUGGUGUAGCUUACAUUGUUUAAAAGCACUAACUAUUACUUGCUGGACACCUGGUGUGUGUGAGAAAUGGGAAACCUGCUGGUCCCAGAUCAGUGAGGAUCAUUGGGGGAGGAGAGAGAGACAGGGAGAGAGGGAGAGACAGAGGAGAGAGAAGUGUAUCCUGCAGCAGUCAUUCUAAGACAGAGUGCAGGGAAGGAGCCUGAGGACAUGUAGUGCAUCAUUUCCCAGAGAGGCGAUGUGUGACUCCAUAGAGCGCCGUCGUGGGCAGACGUGGCCCCGGGGCCCCUUCAGUGUCAGGUAGCCCGUAGCCGAAGGAAACAACCUCUGAUGGCUCAAAAUGCCCAGCGGCGGCGGUGAUGGAUGGAAAUCAAAAGUUGUGAAACACUAUGAAGGCAACACAUCCAGCAUCUGAGGAUCAGUGGGCGCCGCAGUGAGAGCCAUGGAUCAUUUUUUCCGGAGGAAGCGCGUGGGUCUGCUGAAGCCUCUGCUCAGCCUGUCCCUCGUCUUCGCCUCUUUCCUCAUGAUCCACAAGCUGAAAGUGGCAGAGAAGGACGCAGUGGGAUUAAAACAUGUCAGGGACACGCCGUGGUGUGGCCCCGAUUGUUUUUCCUACAAGAAAAGGAUCGUAAAAAACAGUUUGGGGAGCUCGGAUUUGCCGGUGCUUAGCAACACAGUGGACGCGCAGCGGGUCUCCAACAAGACCCCGGCUUCCUGGGACGCGCAGGUUCUCAACUGCAGCGAGGACGCGUCGGUGCGGACGCAGGACUGGUUCAAGCGUUUGGACCCGAGGUUCCACCAGUUUGUCCUGCACAGACACUGCAGGUACUUCCCCAUGCUCAUCAACCACCCGGAGAAGUGCGCGCGUGGAGAGGCGCACAUCCUUAUGGUGAUUAAAUCCGUCAUCGAGCAGCACGAUCGCCGGGAGGCUGUGCGUAAAACAUGGGGAAAGGAACACACUGUGGAUGGGAAGAGAAUCAAAACGUUAUUUCUUCUGGGGAGCCCAACGACUGGGAAGGACACUAAGAACCUCCAGAAACUGAUCGAGUACGAGGACAGGAUCUACGGGGACAUCCUGCAGUGGGACUUCAUGGACACCUUCUUUAAUUUGACCCUGAAGGAGGUCAACUUCCUCAAAUGGUUCGACAUCUACUGCUCCGAUGUGCAGUUUAUAUUCAAAGGAGAUGACGACGUGUUCGUGAACACGCAGAACUUGGUGCAGCUCAUCGACUUCAAGGUGGAGGAUCACAAAGAGGCCAAUUUGUUCGUGGGGGACACCAUCUCCAAGGCGAUCCCCAUCCGAAACCGGCAGAGUAAAUACUACAUCCCCAGAGAGCUGUAUGAUAAGCCAUAUCCACCUUAUGUUGGAGGCGGAGGGUUCCUCAUGUCCUCCAAGCUGGCCAGGAGGCUCUUCGUGGUCUCCGAGGACCUGGAGUUGUACCCCAUUGACGAUGUGUUUUUGGGCAUGUGCCUGCAGAAGCUGCACUUGGUCCCGGAGAUGCACCCGGGCUUCAGGACAUUCGGCAUCACCAGGCGCAAGGUGAGCUCCAUGAACAGCGAGCCGUGCUUUUACAAAAACCUCAUCGUGGUGCACAAACUGAGCGUGCAGGAGCUGCUCAGGAUGUGGAACGUGGUGCACAGCGAGGGGCUCGUGUGCGCGCGUAAAGUGUCAAUAUAACUGAAAAUGUAGCCUAUAUGAAGUAAACUAAUUCACCCAAACUGAACUGAAUACACGGGAGAAUUGCGUUGUUUUUAAUGAUCAUGAUGAUCUUUACACGUCCAUACUGAAUCUGCUGAGUCAUGUUCAGGAAGGGGGGCAAACAUACAAGUUGUCAUCCUUUUUUUUAAUUUCGCAUAUUGUUCUGACGCAAUCCAAUAGCAUUUUUUUUAAACCACUAACCAAAACUCGACAGUGCGCACGCAUCCUUGGAACGUUUUUUUUCCUUCUCAUUCUUGGUGCCAUUUCAGGAUCAUUCUAUAGUUUUAAUGUGAGAUCUAACAUUGAUGCUGGGAGACAUGGUUGUAAUGGUUUUAGUGCGUGUUUGUGCAGGCAUAAAUAAGACUGGACUUCUUACUUCCUUGUGUUCCUGUGACUAAAAAUGCUAAUUCUAUUGUCAAUUUCUAAUUUCAGUGUGAAUUUAUGGACUCAAAGCACACAACAAUUGCAUUCCAAGUUGAUUUAUGAUGUGGAAGGGGGCUGAAAUUGUAAAAAAAAAAAAAAUGAAAUUAUUUGAUUAUUUUAAGUUAAUAUAUUGUUUUAUUCCACCUUUUUAUGGUAUUUUCUAAGGGUCAAUGAUGUGUAUAUGAUUAGCUGAGGCAGGUCAAAAACCAAAGAAACUAAAAGGGCUGUAAUACUGUAGAUUUGUGUAUGAUAAUGUAAAUAAAACUGGGACUAUCUGUCAACU
Messenger RNA from Trematomus bernacchii (emerald rockcod), 2513 nucleotides. It is a transcript of the gene b3gnt7l, whose product is annotated as UDP-GlcNAc:betaGal beta-1,3-N-acetylglucosaminyltransferase 7, like. Gene Ontology annotation, molecular function: hexosyltransferase activity. Gene Ontology annotation, cellular component: membrane. The record is from RefSeq and is a predicted model, not a curated record. The transcript has a single exon. Bases 551 to 1786 code for a protein of 411 amino acids. Lineage: Eukaryota; Metazoa; Chordata; Actinopteri; Perciformes; Nototheniidae.